AUGCUGAGCAGCGAACCCAGCCCACGUCCCAUGUUCGCGAUGGUGUGCGUCAACAACGUGAACCUUAGCGCCGCCGCCCAUGAAAGUCUAAGCUCAGCGGGGAUGCGCGUCUAUUCCUAUGGUGCUGGCCGCCGGGUGACAUUUCCAGGGAAAACCAUCUCCGAAGCGCGCACGUUCAAGUUCCUCACGCCCUACGCGACCAUGCACAGCAUCUUGGAAAAGGAGGACGCCGCGCUAUUCACCGGCAACGGUGUCCUUCAAAUUUUGAAGCGAGACAGGCCGCUCAAGACGGCACCUGAGCGCUGGCAGAGCCUCAGCAACAAGCAGCUCAUCAGUAUCGGCGUCGUUAUGCGGAUUCGUCUGAGUUUCAAGACCAAGCAGCUCCAUAUUAUCUGCCUCGACACCGUGGACACCCCUCAGGAAGCCUUAACCGGAGGUGAGCGCGUCCUUAAGCUUUGCCGAGAGCUGAACGUGCCGGUGGACGAACUGACAGAAGGUUUUGUGAAGACAACGGUGGAGAAGUUUGAGAAGAAGCACGGCCAGCAAAAUUUCUAUCUGGGGCUGCACAUGUGCUAUCCUGCUACUGUGAGAUGCUAUUUGCUACGGUCUGCCAGUGUCCAGUGCCAGACGUCAUUGCCACAGCCCAAGACACUGGCAAUACCAGCACUACCGAUCCAACCUACAAUCCUACGCGUGUCUAUGCAUGUACUGCAUCCCGGCGUACCGGUCUGCAACGCGCUCACGUGCGAGCGGCGUGCGGAAGAUACCAAGGACUGUAUGAAGGACGACAUUGGUGGCGGUGAGCAACUGCAACUGCGUUGCAGGUGA
Messenger RNA from Phytophthora infestans T30-4, 828 nucleotides. RefSeq lists its product as uncharacterized. Gene Ontology annotation, biological process: termination of RNA polymerase II transcription. Gene Ontology annotation, molecular function: RNA polymerase II CTD heptapeptide repeat phosphatase activity. Gene Ontology annotation, cellular component: nucleus; mRNA cleavage and polyadenylation specificity factor complex. The transcript is spliced from 3 exons. NCBI's taxonomy places the organism in Eukaryota, Oomycota, Peronosporomycetes, Peronosporales, Peronosporaceae. The record is from RefSeq and is a predicted model, not a curated record. The coding region runs from base 1 to 828 and encodes 275 amino acids.